Messenger RNA from Phragmites australis (common reed), 2493 nucleotides. Its product is annotated as probable glucan endo-1,3-beta-glucosidase A6. Gene Ontology annotation, biological process: carbohydrate metabolic process. The record is from RefSeq and is a predicted model, not a curated record. Gene Ontology annotation, molecular function: hydrolase activity, hydrolyzing O-glycosyl compounds. Lineage: Eukaryota; Viridiplantae; Streptophyta; Magnoliopsida; Poales; Poaceae. The transcript has 2 exons. The coding region runs from base 195 to 1670 and encodes 491 amino acids. Gene Ontology annotation, cellular component: plasma membrane.
CUUGUCUUUCUCCAAAGCAUAUUUUUUCCCAGCUUUUUCACCUCGCUAAUCUCACAGUAGUUUAAGCUUUAAUUUAAACUAGGCCCUAGUUGAACGGAACCUCCGCUCUGCAAGAAGCCGCAGCGUCCAUCCCAAGAUGCACGGCAACAGUCAGACGCGAGCACCGAACCCAAGACUCGGAGAGCAGACGAGCCAUGGCAGCAUCCAUGGCCGCCCCGCCGCUCUGGGCUCUCCCCUUCCUCCUCCUCCUCUGCGCCGCCUUCUCUUGCCACGCGGCGCACGGGAUGAGCGGCCACGGCAUCGGGGUCAACUACGGAAGGGUGGCAGACGACAUCCCGCCGCCGCGGCGCUCGGUGGAGCUGCUCCGCGCGGCGGGGGCCGGGUCGGUCAAGAUCUACGACGCCAACCCGGGCGUGCUCCGCGCGCUGGCGGGGACGCGCUUGCCCGUCUCCAUCAUGGUGCCCAACGAGAUCAUCCCGAACGUCGCCGCCGCCGCCGCCGCCGCGGACCGGUGGGUGGCGGAGAACCUCGUCCCCUACCUCCUGGAGACGCGGGUCAAGUUCCUCCUCGUGGGGAACGAGGUGCUCUCCGACACCUCCAUCGCGACCUCCACAUGGCCGCGCCUCGUCCCGGCGAUGGAGAACCUCCACCGGAGCCUCCGUGCGCGCGGCAUCAGCAGCGUCAAGAUCGGCACCACGCUCGCCAUGGACGCGCUCGCCGACGGGGCCUUCCCGCGCCCGCCGUCGGCCGCCGCGUUCCGCGCCGACAUUGCCGAGGCCGUCGUGCGCCCGCUGCUCCACUUCCUGAACGGGACCAACUCCUACUACUUCGUCGAUGCGUACCCCUACUUCGUCUGGUCCGGGAACAACCUCACCGUCCCGCUCGACUACGCGCUCUUCCAGGGCGGCGCCCGUUACGUCGACCCGGUCACCAGGCUGACCUACACCAACCUGCUCGACGAAAUGCUCGACGCGGUGGUCGUCGCGAUGGCGAAGCUCGGGUACGGGCACGUCAAGCUGGCCAUCGCGGAGACCGGAUGGCCCAACGGCUGCGACUACGACCAGAUAGGCGGCAACGUCCACAACGCCGCCAUCUACAACAGGAACCUCGCGAUACACAUGGCCAAGAACCCGGGCACACCGGCGCGGCCGGGCGCCAAGAUGCCGGUAUUCGUGUUCUCGCUGUACAACGAGGACCUCAAGGCGGGGCCGGGCACCGAGCGGCAUUGGGGGCUGUACUAUGCCAACGGCACUGCAGUCUACGAGAUCGACCUCACCGGACGGCGCCCGCUGUGGUCGUACCCGCCGCUGCCUGCGCCGGAGAACAACACGCCGUACAAGGGCCCGAUAUGGUGCGUGCUGUCGGCCGCCGCCAGCAAGAAGCUAAACGAGACGGCGGUGGGGAACGCGCUGGCGUACGCGUGCGGGCAGGGGAACGGGACGUGCGACGCCAUCCAGCCCGGCGGGAAGUGCUUCCUGCCAAACACGACGGCGGCGCACGCCAGCUACGCGUUCAACUCUUACUGGCAGCAGCUGAGGAAGAUUGGAGCUACGUGCUACUUCAAUAACCUUGCAGAGCAGACUAUAAAAAACCCAAGUAAUUUGUGUUCACACACCAUACAUUCUGAAAUUAAAAUUACUAGUCCAUUUAGAACUGAUUUGAGUGAUUAAUUCUAGAUCGGUAGUGCAGUUUGAUUCUGUGAUUUCGUGAACUAGUGAGUACAAUAGAUGGUAGUACAUUUUUGCCACUGUGCAUAAUAUUGUGAUAACCUGAUGAUUAGAGAUGGUACAUUUCAACCAUGGGAUUAUAUUGGAUUUUACGAAGGACCGAAUCUGAAGUCAUUGCCAUUUGCCAACUAGGAGAUUGAGACAAAUAAGAGACAACUGCUGAUCUGUGUGGAUUGCGAUUCAUCCAUUGACUAUUGUUAUGAUUGAUCUAUAAUAAUUAUUGCGGUUUGGACGUGCUUACCACUUCCAAAAAGUUAGUAGCGUGGAAGGUUUCAACUUUGUGUUCCUCAUGCUGAUUGAUUCUGUUAUAUGAGGAUUAUAAUAGCAAAUGUACUGUAAAUAAGAUGCUCUUUCCUUCUGUCAACUGAGUUGACCACCGCAUUAGGAUUUGAGGAAUCAUUAGUCGCAACAGAUAUCGAUCUUUAUGAAAUGCGGAUGAGAUUAUGUUGCUAAGAUUUUAUUAUUAGCAUUGUGGUUGACAAAAUAAAUGUAGAUCUCGAUUGGUUUGAAUAUUGUUUUAAGCAUGUGUAGAGUGGCUAUUGUUUUCUGACAGGUCUCAUCUUUUGAAUGAGAUAAACAGCAGAUGGAACUAGUGUUAAUUCUACAAAUUAGAACAUAAUGUCCUGGAUGUUAGAGCUAUUCUGCUUAUUUACUCGGGAUUUAGGGGUAUCUGGUACUUCAAUUUCAUUUAACAUACAACGAAGGCUCCUAAAUGGAUCAAAUUCUGAAGUCCGAACCAUGUCGAUUGUUCACUAUACUACUGGUU